AUGGCGUUUAUCAAUUUAGAGAAGACUUAUGAUAGCAUACCUAGAAACAUCAUUUGGGAUAGUCUCACGGCUAAAGGUAUUGUGAGGACUCACAUUGAGGCCAUACGAGACAGGUAUGAAAGAACCACAACUAGCAUAGUCACAAGUUGGAUUUACAGAACCUUUCUUGGAGAAUUUAGUGACGAGCUCAAUAUGAAAGUAGAGGAGUGGAGGGCAGCCCUUGAAAGCAAAGGGUUGCAUUUAAGUACUACAAAAAUAGAAUAUAUGUGUCCCAAGUUCGGUGAGAUAGAGCAACAAAAUGACCUAGAGGUGUAUAUAGGGCAGGAUGAUAUUGCUGGUAGAACAAAGUUUAAGUAUUUUGGGUUGAUUAUCCAAAGUGAUGGAAAAGUCGAUGGUGAUGUAACCCAUCAAAUUCAAGCGGGUGGGCUCAAGUGGAGAGCAACCACUAUAGAGUUUUAUGCGAUAAGAAGUUUCCUACCAAACGGAAAGGUAAAUUCUAUCGAGUUGCCAUUUCGCAUGCUCUGCUGUACGGGACAAAAUGUUGGCAUGAAAAGAAAGAUUUCAAACAUAAGAUGGAUGUAG
Messenger RNA from Amaranthus tricolor (Joseph's coat), 582 nucleotides. RefSeq lists its product as uncharacterized. The transcript has 2 exons. The record is from RefSeq and is a predicted model, not a curated record. Lineage: Eukaryota; Viridiplantae; Streptophyta; Magnoliopsida; Caryophyllales; Amaranthaceae. The coding region runs from base 1 to 582 and encodes 193 amino acids.